AGGAGCAAGCCAAAAACUUUUGCGUUCGACCACUGUUUCUAUUCUCUUGACCCGUCCGCGGAAAAUUUCGCAAGCCAAGACGUGGUGUUCGACGCCCUGGGACGCGACAUUUUGGACAAUGCGUUUCAGGGUUACAACGCCUGCAUUUUCGCUUAUGGCCAAACCGGGUCUGGGAAGUCGUACACAAUGAUGGGAAGCGGCGAGAACAAGGGCAUCAUACCACGGCUGUGCGACAACCUCUUCGACAUGAUCGCGAAGCAGCAGAGCUCGGAGCUCACCUACAAAGUUGAAGUCUCCUACAUGGAGAUCUACAACGAGAAGGUGCACGACCUGCUGGACCCGAAACCGAACAAACAAUCGUUGAAAGUCAGGGAACACAAUGUCUUGGGCCCGUACGUGGAUGGACUUAGUCAGCUCGCCGUCACAUCCUUCCAGGACAUCGACAAUCUGAUGGCAGAAGGCAACAAGUCGAGGACAGUGGCGGCGACGAACAUGAAUUCGGAGAGUUCCCGCUCCCACGCGGUGUUCUCUGUGAUCCUGACGCAAACGUUGACGGAUUCGAAGAGCGGCGUCAGCGGCGAGAAGGUCUCGCGAAUGAGCUUGGUGGACUUGGCAGGAAGCGAAAGGGCUGCGAAAACUGGGGCAGUGGGCGAUAGGCUUAAAGAAGGAAGCAAUAUAAACAAAUCCCUAACGACGUUGGGUCUAGUCAUUUCGAAACUGGCGGAUCAGAAUUCCGGAAGUAAUAAGAAUAAGGAUAAGUUCGUGCCGUACAGGGACUCCGUUCUGACGUGGCUGUUGAAGGACAACCUUGGUGGAAACAGUAAAACCGUAAUGGUAGCCACUAUAUCUCCCGCAGCGGAUAAUUAUGAAGAAACGCUUUCCACAUUGCGGUACGCGGACAGAGCAAAGAGAAUCGUUAAUUAUGCUGUGGUCAACGAGGAUCCAAACGCGAGAAUCAUUCGAGAAUUAAGGCAGGAGGUGGAAACGCUGAAGGAGAUGCUGUUACAUGCGACUGGAUCGAUACUGGGCCAGCAACGCACAGACAUAACGGAGAAGCUCUCGGAAUCGGAACGAUUGAUGAAGGAGAUGUCGCAGACGUGGGAGGAGAAGCUAGUGAAAACAGAGAGGCUGCAGCACGAGAGGCAACAAGCCUUGGAGAAGAUGGGAAUCAGUGUCCAGGCUUCUGGUAUCCAAGUGGAGAAGAACAAGUAUUACCUCGUUAAUCUGAACGACGAUCCAAGCUUAAACGAGCUGCUAGUUUACUAUCUAAAAGAGAGGACUCUAGUGGGAGGUCGUUCCGCUAAGACAGAUCAAGAUAUUCAAUUGCACGGAUUAGGUAUCCUGCCUGAACACUGCGUCAUCACGAUAGAAGAGACUGGUCUCUAUAUGACGCCAUUAAACGGUGCUAGGUGUUUCGUAAACGGCACCCAAGUUGUAGAGAAAACGCCUCUAUUGCACGGCGACAGAAUCGUCUGGGGAAAUCAUCAUUUCUUUCGAGUGAAUUGCCCGAGGAGUGCAACAGCGAUCAACAGUGAGCCUCAGACACCGGCCCAGAAUAUCGAUUACAACUUCGCCCGGGAAGAGCUGAUGCUUAACGAGCUAUCGAACGAUCCCAUUCAAAGAGCUAUCGCCAGACUCGAGAAACAGCACGAGGAAGAUAAGCAGGUUGCGCUGGAAAAGCAGAGACAAGAGUACGAGCGACAGUUCCAACAGCUUCGUAACAUUUUGUCUCCUUCGACGCCUUACUCUCCUUACGUACCGUACGAUCCCUUGAGAGGCAGUCAAAGUGGUAAAUUGCCUGCCUGCACGCCAACUACGCAAAUGCGAGUGGAGAAAUGGGCCCAAGAAAGGGACGAGAUGUUCAAGAGGAGUUUAGGUCAAUUGAAGGCGGACAUCUUGAAGGCGAACGCGUUGGUCCAGGAGGCGAACUUCCUCGCGGAAGAAAUGGAAAAGCAAACGAAGUUUAGUGUUACCCUGCAAAUUCCGCCGAACAAUUUAAGUCCGAACAGAAAGCGAGGCGCGUUCGUCAGCGAGCCCGCGAUCCUGGUGAAAAGGACGAACAUGGGUAGCCAAGUAUGGUCGAUGGAGAAAUUAGAGAAUAAGUUAGUCGACAUGCGGGAUAUGUACGAGGACAGAAAAGAUCCCAACAAUUGUCACCGAUUACCUGCCAUUAAGGACGAAGUUCCCGGGAAGACUCAGGAUCCUUUCUACGAGUCCCAGGAGAAUCACAAUCUCAUCGGCGUAGCGAAUAUUUUCUUAGAGGUUCUGUUUCACGACGUUCGGUUAGACUAUCACACGCCAAUUAUCAGCCAACAGGGAGAAGUCGCUGGACGACUGCAGGUCGAGAUUAGUCGGAAAUCUGGUCACUUCCCACAGGAUCGUAUGUGCGAGGCAGCAUCAGAAUCUUCAGCCGACUCCACGUCGUCUGAACCUGAAGAUUAUUCCGGAUCGAGUCAUAUGACUUGUUGCGUGACUAUCAAACAAGCCACCGGUUUACCUCUGUCCUUGAGUCAUUUCGUAUUCUGUCAGUACAUGUUCUGCGGUCAUCCGGAUCCUAUAGUGGUCCCAGCCGUCGACAACUCGGAGCAGCUUAAUUCGAAUUGCCAGAUGGGACAGAGGGACUCUUUGGUGUUCAAGUUCGAUCACAGGAAAGAGUUCACUGUGCCCAUGACGGAGGAAUUUAUGGAACAUUGUGCUGAAGGCGCCUUAAGUAUAGAAGUUUGGGGACACCGAAGUGCCGGUUUCUCUCGAAGCAAACCAGGCUGGGAAGUGGAGCAACAGCUCGCCAAAGCUAGAUCCCUGGCUGAUCGUUGGUCGGAAUUAACGCGAAAGAUUGAACUGUGGGUGGAAAUUCAGGAACUGAACGAACAAGGAGAAUAUUCACCUGUCGACGUAGUUGUCAAACAAGAUACAUGCACAGGGGGAAUUUAUCAAUUACGUCAAGGGCAACAACGACGAAUACAAGUUCGUGUGAAACCGGUUCAAAAUUCAGGAACGUUGCCUAUCAUUUGUCAGUCGAUAUUGAACAUAGCAGUUGGCAGUGUUUCUGUGAGAAAUCGUCUUCAGAUAUCAUUGGACAGUUAUCAAGACGAAGACUUAAGCGCGUUGAGGGAAAAAUGGAGCGAAGCCUUGAUGAGAAGAAGACAGUACUUGGAUCAACAGAUACAGAAACUUAUUAACAAACAUGAUAAAACGGAGCAAGACAUGGAACGAGAACAGAGUCUCGUGGAUCAAUGGGUGAAUCUUACAGAAGAAAGGAACGCGGUGUUAGUCCCUGCGGCAGGAUCAGGAAUACCUGGUGCUCCUGCUGAUUGGAAUCCUCCUGCAGGAAUGGAACCACACAUUCCUGUUCUGUUUCUUGAUCUGAAUGCUGACGAUCUCUCGACCCAUCAGUCAGGAGAGGAAGUCUCCGUAACAGGAUUGAAUUCCAUCUUACCCAAGGAGCACGGUAACAAAUUUUACAACCUACCGAUUAUUCGACGUAUAGAGAAAGACGUGUGCGCAAUUGCCGCCUGGGACUCCAGUAUACACGACAACAAACACUUGAACAAAGUGACAGAUGCGAACGAACGGGUUUUUUUAAUUUUAAAAACUACGGUACGCCUGUCGCAUCCUGCACCGAUGGAUCUCGUUCUGCGUAAACGAUUAGCCCUGAACAUCUACAAACGGCAAAGUUUCGCUGACAGAUUCAUCAAGCGAAUCGUUCGUACCGAUUGUUUAACGCAAACCGGAGUCACAUACGAAGUUGUAUCGAACAUACCAAAGGCGAGCGAGGAGCUGGAAGAUCGCGAAAGUCUGGCGCAGAUAGCAGCCAGCGGUGAGGACAACAGUUUAUGCGACGGUGAAACGUACAUUGAAAAAUAUACACGCGGUGUUUCUGCGGUGGAAAGUAUCUUAACUUUAGACCGACUACGACAAAACGUCGCGGUAAAAGAAUUACUGCAAGCACAAGGUCAACCACUUAUGCGCAAGACAGCUAGCGUACCCAACUUCUCGCAGAUCAUGAGAUCCGAUACAUCAAUGGACUCUCUGAACGUGAUGCGUUCUGAAAGCGUGACUGAUCUGAACACCGAGCUGAAUGGAAUUCUGCAUUCACGUCGCGCAUCCACUGGCCACACUAGAAACGACGAGAACUUCGUUCCAGCUCCGGCGAAACCGUUCGGAAUCGCAUCCCCGAAUAUGGUGGGUAGCAAACUGGGCCUACGAAUGACCACUCUGCACGAAGAAACGUCGAAUGUUGGUAAUCAGGUGUCGACACCUGUUCACGACGAGGACGAAGAGAAGAGCGACGCUGAUUACUUGGAAUAUGACGCGUAUCAGGCACCGGCGAAACCAGUAAAACCGCUAACUUCUUCACGCACACUGGAUUCUCUCGUCGAACUUCAAUCGACGAAGAUCAACACGCCAAGCAUGAGCAGCAGCGGUUACGGUUCCCAAGCCGUGUCUACAACCAAUCUAACAUCCGAGGACUCGAUCUCCGUCAAGUCGAUCAGCGUGGACGAGACACCGGAUCUGGAAUACCGAAAUCUGCUGGACAACAAGAAAUCGGAACGGAUGGAUAGCUCGUUGGUCGAGGAGACACCGGAAGAGUACAUGGGCGAGAUGACCAACGCGUUGGACAACUUGAACGUAAUGGUGAAGAACACUCGCAACGAGGAACGUACUAGAAAGAACUUGGAAGAAACAGGCGCCUACAUGGAUGCGGAUAUCGAUAGUCCAGUUUCUUCGACGAAAAGCGACAGCGAUGCAAACAGUGGAACGCAUACAAGCACUAUUCACAAAAAGGAUAUACCGAGUCAAGUUUUGAAUAAUCGAAGAAAAAGCGACAUGGAGAUCAGUCAGGCGUCGAAUUCUGGAGAAGACAGUCCCCUGGAGGGUAGCUCAGUUGUACACACGAAGCUACCACCGGGCAAGGUCGUGCGGCGAAGAAAAGCUUCUGCUAAUACAGGCAGACCUACCAGUUCUCAGCACAGGGCUUCAUUCCCCAUGGUCCGUCCACAACUCUCAGAGAGCAAAGCAGCAGCACGAUUAGAACAAUCAAUGCAAUCUAAUAUGCCCUAUGAAAAUGGCGACAACAGCUCUUCUGAACGAAUCGAUGACGACGUGAGCGAUAAAAGUUCGGCUUUCGGUUCGAGACACGACUUAAGCAGAGUCGAAACACCGCUUCCAGAUUGGGUUGUAGUUGGAGAAUCGGUGUUGGUUCGUCCUUACAGUUACUCUGGUGUAAUAGCGUAUGUUGGCUCAACAGAAUUCGCAUCUGGGACGUGGAUAGGAGUCGAACUUGACGCUCCAACUGGUAAAAAUGAUGGUGCUGUGAAUGGCCAUAGGUACUUCACGUGUCGACCGAAAUGCGGAAUCUUCGUUAAAGUGGACAAACUAAUUCAAGACAAACGAGGCAGAGCACUUAGAAACUACACUGUCACUAUUCCUCAACCUGCACCAAUGCGCAGAAGCGUUAGCAGAGGUGAGGGUUUACAUUCCUUGCACCGAAGUCGGAGCCGAGGGGAAGGCCUCUCAAUAACGGGCACACGAUCUUCUCCACGGGGCAAGUAAACGGAUCACAACACCCGCUUCACCGUAACUUCGUUUUACUAAUAAGCCACUAAAUAUCGUAAAUUGCUACAUGCCUAUGAUAUGUGUAGCAGCAGUGUUUCAGUCCCUUAGAAAUUAGGGCAGCUAUGGAUUAAUUAAUUACUUAUAAAUAUUACUUGAAAUAUUAGGUCAUUAAUGUGUAUCACACAAAGCAUGGGACGUUCUCUCGAUUCGAA
This is a messenger RNA of Habropoda laboriosa, 5768 nucleotides long. RefSeq names its product kinesin-like protein KIF13B (gene Khc-73). Gene Ontology annotation, molecular function: microtubule binding; cell adhesion molecule binding; microtubule motor activity. The transcript is spliced from 25 exons. The coding region runs from base 187 to 5553 and encodes 1788 amino acids. Gene Ontology annotation, cellular component: adherens junction. NCBI's taxonomy places the organism in Eukaryota, Metazoa, Arthropoda, Insecta, Hymenoptera, Apidae. Gene Ontology annotation, biological process: microtubule-based movement; regulation of protein localization. The record is from RefSeq and is a predicted model, not a curated record.